Molecule: messenger RNA, 4479 nt
Organism: Condylostylus longicornis
Lineage: Eukaryota; Metazoa; Arthropoda; Insecta; Diptera; Dolichopodidae
Product: nuclear hormone receptor FTZ-F1 beta-like
Exons: 8
Coding region: 935-3685 (916 amino acids)
Biological process (GO): tissue development; regulation of transcription by RNA polymerase II; hormone-mediated signaling pathway
Cellular component (GO): RNA polymerase II transcription regulator complex
Molecular function (GO): nuclear receptor activity; zinc ion binding; RNA polymerase II cis-regulatory region sequence-specific DNA binding
Source: RefSeq, a predicted model, not a curated record
AUAUAAUAAUUUUUGCUUUGUUAUUAUUUUUAUUUUUGUUUUUUUUUUUUCUUUCUUUCUUACAAUAAAAUCAAUUCUAAAGAUAUUUUUUUUACCAAUAAUAUCCAAAAAAAGUUAAUUUUAUUAUUAAAACUUUAAAUGAAUGGAAUGGGAAAAAAAUUGUUUGCAUGCACAAAAUUAUAAAAUAGAAUUUAAAAAAAAAAAUAAUAAAAAAAAAUAAUUAAAUUUUAAUAUUUACUUAAAAUUUUUAUAUAAAUUAAAAAAAAAUUGUAAUAUUAAAGAAAAAACCAAUUAACAAAUUAAUUCAAAUAAAAUUAUAAAAAAAUGGUUUAAAAUUAAUUAACACAAAAAAAAAAUAGGAUCAAGUGGAAUUGCUUAAGAAAUAAAAAGAAAAUAUUUGUAUGGUGAAUUUUGAAGCAAAAGAAAAAAAGAAACGCCGAAAAUUAACCAUGAAUAAAUUAAGAAUUUAAAAAAAAACUAGGAAGAAAUUUAAUAUUUAAGAAAAAAAAAAACAAGAAUUAAUUUGAAAAUAAUAACUAAAUAAAACUAAUAAUUUUAAAUAUUAAAUUUAAUAUUGAAAAAUUAAAACUUAGUGAAAUUUUAUAAAAAUAUUUUAUUAAAAAAGAAAAAAAGCAUAAAAUGAAUGAAUGUCUGAAUUUUUUAUACCUUAAAAAAUAUUUGAAAACAUUAAAAAAAUUUGUACAAAAUACAAUAAAAAAAAAUUAAUAUUUUUACAAUAUUAAAAUUAUAAUAUUAAUAAGGAUUUGACUGUACUCGUUUUUUACAUCCAUACAUACAUAUAAAUAAUUUAAGAAAUGCAUCAUCAUUAUAAUUCAUAAAGUUAAAACAAAAUUGGAACGCACAAAGUUUUUACAGUCAAAAACUAAUUUAGAAAAAGAAAAGAAAAUCAUAAAAAUUUUAUAAAUUUUGUAAAAUGUUAACAAAUGAUGGGGAUUUAUCCCCACAACAGACAACAACAUCAUCAUCAUCAUUAUCAUCAUUAGGUAGUAUUAAUGCAACAGCGGUAAUUAAUGGACCAAAUUCAACUAAUAUUAAUAAUUUAUCACAUCAACAACAACAUCAGCAACAACAAAUCACUAGCGUUCCACAUUCAGCAAUCAUUCGAAAUAAUAUUUCGGUAACAAAUAUUAAAUGUGAAGAUAAUCUCAUUCCAAAUGGAUUAUUAAAUAAUUCAAUACAACAACAACAACAACAAUCAUCGUCAACAAUAACACCAAUUCAGACAACAGUUAAUAACUAUUAUAAUGGAAUACCUCAAUCAACAACGACUGCACCGAGUGGAAUUAGUGGUAGUGGUAGUAUUAGAAUAGCAGUGCCUAAAGUUGAAGAAUCUGAUGAUGAAUCAGAAUCUGAACUUUCAAAUAUUGAAAAUUUAAAAGUUAGUCGACGUUCAAAUAAUAAUAAAAAUAAUGGGCCAAGACCAAUGUCAUGGGAAGGUGAAUUAUCAGAAAAUGAAAAUGAAUUAAUGGAAACUGAUCAAAAUCAACAUCAUCACAAUCAUCAUAAAAAUAAUAAUAGCAGUAAUAAUAAUAAUAAUAAUAAUAAUAAUAAUGAUAAUCUCCAUCAUCAUCAUAAUCAUCACCAUAGCCAUCAUCAUCCACCAACAUGUAUAGUUAAAGAGGAACCAAAAGCAUUAAAUGAAUAUGAUUCAAUUAAUUUGACACAUUCAACAGCGAAUACAAAUAGUGGACAAUUAAUAUCACCGAUUAAUGCAUCGAAUAAAAAAUUUCUUCAUCAAAAUGAAAUUUUGAAUUUGAAAUAUGAACCAGGUACAACAAAUUUUCUUGAUAAUUCAUCAUCUGGAAUUGGUUCUAGUACUGGUGGCGGUGGCAAUGGUGGUGGUGGUAAUAGUGGUGUUAAUUCGCCAUUAUUAGCUAGAUCAAAACUACAAACAACUUUAUUACCUGCAAAUCCAAGUCCUGAUUCUGCUAUUCAUUCCGUAUAUACGCAUAGUUCACCUAGCCAAUCACCAUUAACUUCACGUCAUGCACCUUAUACACCAUCAUUGAGUCGUAAUAAUAGUGAUGCAUCGCAUAGUAGUUGUUAUUCAUACAGUUCUGAAUUUAGUCCAACACAUUCACCUAUCCAAGGUCGUCAUAAUAUUUAUGGUGGCAAUGGUACAACAUCAUCUGUUGCAGCUGCAGCAGCUGCAGCUGUUAAUUCAAAUAAUGGUCAACAAUUUAUUCAUUCCAUUUUAUAUAGGCCAAUUCAUGAAAAUUUAGACAAUAAUGGUCAACAUCAGCAACAACAACAGCAGCCAAUUUUAUUAAAAAAAGAGCAAUUGGGUAUUGUUACAUCACAAAUGAAUUCAGUGAAUUCGAAUAAUUUAAAUGUAACACCUACAAAUAAUGUAGAUUCAAAAGAUUUUUUAAUUGAUAAUGAAUCAGGUAUUCCAUCACCUGGUAUCUCAAGACAACAACUUAUUAAUAGUCCAUGUCCAAUAUGUGGUGAUAAAAUAUCUGGUUUUCAUUAUGGUAUAUUUUCUUGUGAAUCAUGCAAAGGAUUCUUUAAGAGAACUGUACAAAAUCGUAAGAAUUAUGUUUGUGUUCGUGGCGGACCGUGUCCAGUUACAAUUUCAACACGCAAAAAAUGUCCUGCUUGUCGUUUUGAUAAAUGUCUCAAUAAGGGUAUGAAAUUAGAAGCGAUACGUGAAGAUCGUACAAGAGGUGGUAGAUCAACUUAUCAAUGUUCAUAUACAUUACCAAAUCCAUUAAUUUUAUCAGAAAAUACAGCAGCAAAUUUAUUACAAGCAAAUGCUAGAAUCAAUGGUUGUAUUAUAAAUUCAGAAGCAAGUUCUGAUUCAAAUAGUAUUGGUGGAUCAUCGCAAAGUUCACAAAGAAGUAAUACAGUUCCACAAUUGUUACAAGAAAUAAUGGAUGUUGAACAUCUAUGGCAAUAUAGUGAAACUGAAUUAGCACGUUUAAAUCAACCGAUUAAUUCUGCAACUGGAUCAUCUUCAAUGGAUAGAAAUACACCAUCAACUUCAGAUGAAACAAAUAAUUCUACAGCAAAUAAUAUAACAUCAAAUCCUUUAUUAGCUAGUACUGGUUUAUCAUCGAAUGGUGAAAAUACAAAUCCUGAUUUAAUAGCUACUUUGUGCAAUGUUGCUGAUCUUCGUCUUCUAAAAAUUGUUAAAUGGUGUAAAAGUUUACCACUUUUCAAAAAUAUAUCGAUCGAUGAUCAAAUAUGUCUUCUGAUAAACUCAUGGUGUGAAUUGUUAUUAUUUUCAUGUUGUUUUAGAUCUUUAUCAUCACCUGGUGAAAUAAAGAUUUCCCUAGGUAAAACUAUUACAUUGACACAAGCUAAAACCAGUGGUUUACAGGCUUGUAUUGAAAGAAUGUUAAAUUUAACCGAACAUUUAAGACGAUUACGAGUUGAUCGUUAUGAAUAUGUUGCCAUGAAAGUUAUUGUACUUUUACAAUCAGACACAACUGAAUUACAAGAACCAGUUAAAGUUAGAGAAAAUCAAGAGAAAGCCUUACAAGCCUUACAAGCGUAUACAUUAUCACAUUAUCCUGAUAAUCGAUCAAAAUUUGGUGAAUUAUUAUUGCGAAUUCCAGAAUUACAAAGGACAUGUCAGCUCGUUAAAGAAAUGCUUCUUAUUAAAUCAAAAGAUGGUGAAGAUUUUAAUUUACUUAUGGAAUUGCUACGUGGAGAACAUUAAAUUGCAACAAUAAUUCAGCAAUAUUUAAUUAUUACCUAAUUUAUAUGUCUUUAGAUUCAUUAAAUUCAUCAGCGCGUAAUUAUUACAUUCAUCGUUAUAAAAAUUAUCAUUAAAUCAUCAUUAUUGCAUCAUUAUUAAUUAUUUAAUUAUAAUUAAUUACAAUACAAAUGAAAUGAAAACAAACACAAUAUAAAACGUCUCCAUAUAAUCAUUAAAUUUUUAUAAAAUUAAUUUAUAAAAUAUUAAAACUUUAGUUUUUAAAAACUUAUAGUUAAAAAAAAAGAAUAAACCACCUAAUAAAAAAGAUUUUUUUUUUUAAAUUAUACAAGAAAAAAAAAGUCUUAGAAUUUAAGAUGUAAGAGAAAUAAGUAAUAAUUAACUUAAUUAAUGUAAUAAUUACCUUAAUUAAAGAAAAAAAAAAAAGAUUUAUAAAUAUUUAAAAAAAAAAAACAAAACAGAACCAACUCAAGACGUGCCUGAACUGCUAACUGCAAAAAAUUAAAAAAAAAAAAUUAAUCUUUAAUUAUUAUCAUUAAGUAAUUGAAAUUAAAGAAAAUACAAUGAAUAGAAAAAUGAAAAAUUAAAAAAAUUAUAAAAUAUUUUAAAUAGAAAAAUAAAACACAAAUUCUAUUAAUAUAUUGGAAUUGCAUAUAGGCUUCUUAUACUAUUUAAAAUUUGAAUUAAAAUUUAAUAACAUUUAAAAUUAUAUAAAUAAAUAUUUUUAAAAUUUUAAUCGGCUUUCAAUUGAUAUUUAAAUUUUCAUUAAAAAAUUAACUAUUAUUAAAGAAUAAUCA